Cylicostephanus goldi is the source of this 354-nucleotide messenger RNA. Lineage: Eukaryota; Metazoa; Nematoda; Chromadorea; Rhabditida; Strongylidae. The record is from the annotation of a GenBank genome assembly.
AUGCUUCGUUUGAACUACGUAGAAUAUCACUUUCAAUUAAAGGUGCUGCGACGUAUAAGCGGAGCGAGUGCAGUGCAGUCACUAAGGAAAUUAAGAACUAAUACGCACUUCUACAUACAGGGUUGCGUGAGUGCAGCCAUAAUGAUUUUUGCCCUUUAUGCUGUCCAAUUCAUUCGUCUAACAACGACACGACAUUUGAAAUACUUCUUGGACACUCUUGCCUGGGAACUCGUCCAGAUGAGUAACGGAAUUGUACUCAUCAUUUUCAACAAGCCCUUUCGCAAUGUUUUCCGACCGAAUCUAAGCCUGAACAGGUCACGAGCAGUGACUCCGCGUGAAAUGACUUUCUCUUGA